This is a messenger RNA of Ctenocephalides felis (cat flea), 1065 nucleotides long. RefSeq names its product methenyltetrahydrofolate synthase domain-containing protein-like. Bases 1 to 1065 code for a protein of 354 amino acids. The record is from RefSeq and is a predicted model, not a curated record. Gene Ontology annotation, cellular component: cytoplasm. NCBI's taxonomy places the organism in Eukaryota, Metazoa, Arthropoda, Insecta, Siphonaptera, Pulicidae. The transcript is spliced from 2 exons.
AUGCCUGAAACCAACUCCAAGUACCAUGUCCGCCGAGCAAUUACUCGUAGAGGAUUAAAUGAAGCUCCAACCGUUGAUUUAAACUCUGGUAUCAACAUUGACUUACUAAUCAUUGGAUCAGUAGCAGUGUCUCGCAAUGGCUUGCGAAUUGGUAAGGGUCGUGGAUACACUGAUCUUGAGUUUGCCAUUGUGCAACAUGUCAAAGCCCUAAACCAGAAUACUCUUAUUGCCACGUUGGUGCAUGACUGCCAGGUGAAGGACGAUAUGCCCAGCGCUUUAUUUGGUGCUCAUGACGUGCCGGUUGACAUUAUAAUAACACCUACCGAGACAAUCAUGGUCUCGGGACGACCACCACGGCCAACUCACAUAAUGUGGAAUUUGAUCUCCGAAAGGCGUUUAAACACUGUAAAUGCCUUGAAAAAAAUCAAAGAAGAGGAAGAAGCCGCCGGAAAGAAGAUCGUGCUAAAAGAGUUAGAUACUGAUAAUGAAAGCGUGGAGAAAGUGAGAGUCCCUAAUAAAUUUCAACAGAGAAGGAGGUCCCGUAAGUCAGCAAAGAAUAGCGAAUCCGAGCCAAAUGAGGGCGAUGGUGAUGCGUCUGAGCAUAGACGAAAUGGCCGUAGAUUGAGACGACGACGUGUCCCUGAGAAGGAGGAGAACGACGUAUUGGACGUAUUGGACGUAUCUAAUGAGAAUGGCCAAUCCAGACGCAAUUAUUUGCGAAAGAGGCGCACGCGUAGAACAAAGCCGCAGAUCGAAUUUAGCGUCAAGGUGAGCAACAUCGCAAAGACGGAUAGAGUGCGUGACAUUAAGUCUGCUUUGGCAGAAAGGGGUGUCAAGCCUUUUGACAUCACCUGGAGGGGAGUGAAAGGUUUUUGCUACCUGCACUUCGCGAUGAAGCCUGCAGGUGUCAACUCCCUUGGAGUGGACGCCAUGAUUGAAUCCCUUUCUGGUAUGAAAAUUGGAGGUGGUGAAGAAGGAACCACCUCAUGUGAACCACAUGUUUUGACUGUUAAGCCUGCUAGGCCAAUCACUAGGAUUCAAACGACAGAUGUGACUGCCGUAUGA